AUGGGCACGAUUGGACAGCGAGUCGAGGAGAAAUAUCGACCACUUGUUUGGAAGAAAAAGAAGAAAAUACGAUAUAGCGGAACUUGGGGCAAACGUGCUCUGCUUGCUCGGAGGAUUGAGAAGUAUUCGUCUAUUAUACAAUCAACAAAAACACUCCUUGGAAAAGUGGAACAAGAUGAUAAUGAAAGAAGGGAAGAUCUCGAGGACACAAUGAGACGUGCCCAAGAAGUGUGCGAAAGAUCUAGGACAGAGCAGCAACGACUGGAGGUAGAGUACAAGGAGUUUCAGAACAGGAGUUAUGUCCCGCAAAGAAGAAGACAAAGAAAAACAGAAAUGAAGCAAGAAGAGAACUUCGACGAUUGUCGUCAUUAUAAGACUAGUUUCUCGCAAGCUGUUUUAGUGCCUACUGUAACUGAACUUUUCGAUAGUUAUGUGAAGUCGGAACCCAAUUACUGA
Molecule: messenger RNA, 456 nt
Organism: Angiostrongylus costaricensis
Lineage: Eukaryota; Metazoa; Nematoda; Chromadorea; Rhabditida; Metastrongylidae
Source: the annotation of a GenBank genome assembly